AAUUUCGAGUUCUUUGUUUUUUUUGGCCAAAAACAAAUUUAUUUGAGUUUGAAUCCCCUCUCGUUAAUCAAAUUAGGGUUUCUUGAAGCCAAAUCGACCAGACAUGGGAGGAGGCAAUGCCCAAAAAUCCAAGAUGGCUCGUGAAAAGAAUCUCGAGAAGGCUAAAAACGCAGCUAAAGGCAGCCAGCUGGAAACAAACAAGAAAGCUAUGACGAUUCAGUGCAAGGUAUGUAUGCAAACGUUUAUAUGCACAACAUCAGAGGUAAAGUGCAGGGAACACGCAGAAGCAAAGCAUCCAAAAUCCGAUGUGUACGCUUGCUUCCCUCAUCUCAAGAAGUGAUGUAUCUGAAGCAAGAAAAUGCCAUAUAUAUAUUAUAGAAUUGUUUGGAAUAUCUUUUCCCUUAUCAUGUAAAACCUCAGCUAUGAUUUUUAAACCCAGGUUGCUGUGUGUGGAACAAUUGGAGAUUUGAUUCAGUCCUGCUUCUCUGUUAAAUAAACAUUUUUACAAACAUAUAAAAUUGUUUGGAAUAUCAUUUCCUCA
Messenger RNA from Gossypium raimondii (Peruvian cotton), 541 nucleotides. RefSeq lists its product as hypothetical. The transcript is spliced from 3 exons. The record is from RefSeq and is a predicted model, not a curated record. NCBI's taxonomy places the organism in Eukaryota, Viridiplantae, Streptophyta, Magnoliopsida, Malvales, Malvaceae. Bases 104 to 340 code for a protein of 78 amino acids.